GACGGCGAGGGGCAAGUGGGAGAGGCGACACCAAACAAGGGAGGAGGCGCACCCCCUCCUCCGCCUCCUCUCCUCUCCUCUCUCGGUCACGGUGACAUGUAACCGCCGCGACGCGCCGCGCUGCCUGCCGCGUGGUUCCCUUCCCCCCUCCACCCUCCUCCUCCUCCUCCUCCUCCCCCUCCUCCCAAUAAAAUUGCUCGGGCCUCGCCUCGCCUCGCCUCGCCUCCAGAUCUGCGCCGCUCCCUGGCCGCCGGGACGGGAGCCGCCGCGUUCGACCGCCGCGCCUGCUCCUCUCGCUAGGCGCCGCCUGGCUCGGCUCGCUCCCCUCCCUCCCUCUUCGUUACAAGAUGGCGAUGAUGGUGGACCCUCCUAAUGGCAUGGGAAGCCAAGGAAAGCAUUACUACACCAUGUGGCAAACACUAUUUGAGAUUGACACCAAGUAUGUGCCAAUCAAGCCCAUCGGAAGAGGGGCUUAUGGAAUAGUUUGCUCCUCUAUAAACCGUGAAACCAAUGAGAAAGUUGCGAUUAAGAAGAUAAACAAUGUCUUUGACAACCGCGUGGAUGCACUGAGGACCCUACGAGAACUGAAACUCCUUCGACACUUGCGCCAUGAAAAUGUUAUUGCUUUGAAAGAUAUAAUGAUGCCAGUACAUAGAAGGAGCUUCAAAGACGUAUACUUGGUUUAUGAACUGAUGGACACAGAUCUACAUCAGAUAAUUAAAUCAUCCCAACCUCUUUCAAAUGACCACUGCCAAUAUUUCCUUUUUCAGCUACUCCGAGGUCUGAAGUACCUCCAUUCAGCAGGGAUACUCCAUCGAGACCUGAAGCCGGGGAACCUCCUGGUUAAUGCAAACUGCGAUUUGAAGAUCUGUGACUUUGGUUUGGCUCGCACAAACAACACUAAAGGCCAAUUUAUGACUGAAUAUGUUGUGACCCGGUGGUAUAGGGCUCCUGAGCUGCUGCUCUGCUGCGACAACUACGGAACCUCCAUAGAUGUAUGGUCUGUUGGCUGCAUCUUUGCUGAGCUUCUUGGCCGCAAGCCAAUAUUUCCAGGAACUGAGUGCCUCAAUCAGCUCAAGCUCAUAGUCAAUGUUCUCGGCACCAUGAGUGAAGCUGACAUCGAGUUCAUUGAUAACCCAAAGGCCCGCAAAUAUAUCAAAACCCUUCCAUACACUCCGGGCAUUCCCCUCGCUAGUAUGUACCCACAAGCACAUCCUCUUGCUAUUGAUCUAUUGCAGAAAAUGCUUGUCUUUGAUCCUUCCAAAAGGAUUAGUGUCACUGAAGCUCUGGAGCACCCCUACAUGUCGCCACUGUAUGAUCCAAGUGCAAACCCUCCUGCUCAAGUGCCCAUCGACCUUGACAUCGAUGAAAAUCAUGGCGUGGACAUGAUCCGUGAGAUGAUGUGGCAGGAGAUGCUCCAUUACCACCCAGAGGUUGUUGCAGGAGUGAAUAUGUGACAAGGCAGGAACGAACAUGUGAAGGCUGCGUGCUACGCAAAGAUCUUCACAUGUUGGUUUUUUUUGUAUAAAAUCCUAUUCCGAUUGUCGCGCCUAUCAAGCUAAGCUAUGGCGGUGUCGCCCAUGUGACCUCUUAUGUAAAUAUGUGCAAAUAAGAACAUCAUGCAGUUUUCUUCCCGUGGAUCUCUACUUGUAGUAUAUGGAGUAAUGUGUUGUAUGAGUACGUAUAGCAGAAUUCAGCCAGAAUUAUUGAGGCUUGUAAUGCUAGAUGCUACUAUAUUACUCUGUAAGGUGUUACUAACUUUCAAGUGGCAUUGCUUCCAUAUAUUUGCCA
Oryza brachyantha (malo sina) is the source of this 1791-nucleotide messenger RNA. RefSeq names its product mitogen-activated protein kinase 4. Gene Ontology annotation, cellular component: nucleus; cytoplasm. The transcript is spliced from 3 exons. Gene Ontology annotation, biological process: protein phosphorylation; intracellular signal transduction. The record is from RefSeq and is a predicted model, not a curated record. Gene Ontology annotation, molecular function: MAP kinase activity; ATP binding. NCBI's taxonomy places the organism in Eukaryota, Viridiplantae, Streptophyta, Magnoliopsida, Poales, Poaceae. Bases 348 to 1457 code for a protein of 369 amino acids.